Pistacia vera is the source of this 937-nucleotide messenger RNA. RefSeq names its product serine/arginine-rich splicing factor RSZ22A. Gene Ontology annotation, molecular function: zinc ion binding; RNA binding. Gene Ontology annotation, biological process: mRNA splicing, via spliceosome. The record is from RefSeq and is a predicted model, not a curated record. Bases 140 to 685 code for a protein of 181 amino acids. The transcript is spliced from 6 exons. Gene Ontology annotation, cellular component: nuclear speck. Lineage: Eukaryota; Viridiplantae; Streptophyta; Magnoliopsida; Sapindales; Anacardiaceae.
CUGACCUGUAAUAUUGCCCUAUAUAAAUUCCAAAGCCCUAAUACCCUAACAUUCAUACAAAGAAACAAAGCAGAAACCGUGCGAUUGCCAUUAGGGUUCAAUAUCUUCUCUGCAGAUCGCCUAAGGUUUCUCUGAAAAAAUGUCUCGCGUUUAUGUUGGUAACUUGGAUUCACGAGUCUCUGAGCGGGAUCUUGAAGACGAAUUUCGUGUCUUUGGAGUUAUUCGAAGUGUUUGGGUUGCUCGAAGGCCUCCAGGUUAUGCUUUUAUUGACUUUGAUGAUUACAGGGAUGCACAGGAUGCAAUUCGUGAAUUAGAUGGCAAGAAUGGAUGGAGGGUUGAGCUUUCUCACAAUUCUAGAGGUGGAGGUGGUGGCCGCGGUGGGGGUCGUGGUCGCUCUGGUGGUUCUGAUUUGAAGUGCUAUGAGUGUGGCGAGCCUGGUCAUUUUGCCCGUGAAUGUCGACUACGUGGUGGUUCAGGAAGACGUCGUAGCCGCAGCCCUAGAUACCGCAGGAGUCCAAGUUAUGGAAGAAGGAGUUACAGUCCUCGUGGGCGAUCCCCAAGACGCCGCAGUGUGUCACCUCGUGGACGCAGUUAUAGCAGGUCACCCCCACCGUACCGUGGACGUGACGAGUUGCCUUUUGCCAAUGGAAAUGGUGUAAGGGAUCGUCGCCGCAGCAGAAGCUAAGCAUUGUAAACUUGGUAACUUGCCUUUUUUGAGAGGAGACUGGAUUAAGUGUGUUUAGUAUAUUUGGACUUCAGUACAACUAUGUUUUUAUUUGGGUGACGCCCUCAGGCUCUCUUGGAUUUGGAUAAGUUUUCUUCUUACUUCAUUUAUAUGUUGGCUAUUUUUCUUUUAGCUAUGAGUAGUUGCAUUAUCUUCUUUGUCAAAACAAUAUAGAAUUUAUUAUUAUAAUUUUAUUGAGAUAGUUUUUAAGAA